This is a messenger RNA of Bipolaris zeicola 26-R-13, 633 nucleotides long. RefSeq lists its product as uncharacterized. Lineage: Eukaryota; Fungi; Ascomycota; Dothideomycetes; Pleosporales; Pleosporaceae. The record is from RefSeq and is a predicted model, not a curated record. The transcript has a single exon. The coding region runs from base 1 to 633 and encodes 210 amino acids.
AUGACAGCCACAUCUGAACAUCUCCAAGCCUUUGCGCCCCUCAGUUGGGCCACACCAUACCUUACAUCUCCCCAAUGGAUGGUUUGCGACCGCGAACGAGGGUCCGAGCCUGGGGAAGAUACGGACCGAUUCUGUCGUGACACAAUGCGCGCAAACCACGGUGUGCAACACUGGGUCGAGCUACACGAGCGGCCUAGUAACCCCGGCGGAAAAAUUAUGAAGUCAAUUUCUCUAAUAAAGUUUGGCACGGGCCUAAACGGCUUUCCUGGAAUUUGCCACGGAGGGGCACUCUUCACGCUCAUGGACGAAGCAAUGUGCUACAUUGUUGUUGCGAACACGGUGGUUGAGCACGGGGUCGCAUUCAUGAAGGCUGGCGAGGAGCAAUGGCGACUCCAACUUUUCCACGGUAAAUCGGCACAAGAAGUUCUUAAGGGCCGUUUGGUAACGGCAAGCAUGGACACCAGGGUGCUAGUCCCGGUGCUUUGUCCAGGAAUCGUAGGCAUUGAGACGGACGUUUUGGAAGAUAAGGGAAACAAGAUGCGGAUAAGAGCUAUUAUGAGGGAUCGACAGGGCAAGCCCGUCGUUCAAGCCGAGGGCUUGUGGGUGCGAGUAGGAGGUGCAGCAAAGUUGUAA